UAUUCUCCUCCAGACACGGAAAUUAGUUUGGCGCAGUUCUCGAUUACAGAGGUUUUUCUUUUUCAUACACAUACCGCGAACGUGAGCCGCCUUUCACUUCUCUCAGGUAACGCGAGCCAAUGAGAGCUCGCGGACGGUGCUCAAACAAGCGAGCUCACGGAAAAAGAGGCGGGAACCUCGCGCACCUUCAGAGGACGCGGAGCGCGUGCGCGCGCAUUCACAUUCACAUCGCUCGAGCUCACACAGAGUAGCAGCUUCACGGGCUCAAACCGGCGGAUUGCAGAAGGGGCAGGUGGACGUCUGCGUAGACUACCACCUCCGCUUGGCGGUCUGAAAGCACCUCGGUGGAAAUUUAACCACUUCUCACAGCCCGUCCGUGAUCUCGGUUUCAUUUGUCACAAAUACAUGCCGUUCAAGUGCUCGUAGUAAACAGUUCCUCGAGAUGGAAAACGCCCACACUAAAUCUGCAUCAGAAGUUUUAGCAAACUUCGGUGUGAACGAAAACACUGGACUCACGCUGGAACAAGUGAAAAUUAAUUUUGAAAGAUAUGGACCAAACGAGCUCCCAGCCGAAGAAGGUAAAUCUCUGUGGGAGCUGGUGGUGGAGCAGUUUGAGGACCUCCUGGUGAGGAUUCUGCUGCUGGCAGCCUGCGUGUCUUUUGUGUUGGCACUGUUUGAGGAUGGGGAGGAGUCGACCACAGCUUUUGUUGAGCCUAUUGUCAUCCUGCUCAUUCUGGUGGCCAACGCAGUCAUUGGAGUCUGGCAGGAGCGAAAUGCAGAGAAUGCCAUCGAGGCUCUGAAGGAGUAUGAGCCAGAGAUGGGCAAAGUGUACCGCAUUAACCGCACGGCCGUACAGAGGAUCAAAGCUCGAGACAUCGUGCCUGGAGAUAUUGUGGAGAUUUCUGUUGGGGAUAAAGUGCCAGCAGAUAUCAGGAUCACAUCAAUCAAAUCCACAACUCUAAGAGUGGACCAGUCCAUUCUCACAGGCGAAUCUGUGUCUGUUAUCAAACACACUGAUCCUGUGCCAGAUCCUCGAGCUGUCAAUCAAGACAAAAAGAACAUGCUGUUUUCUGGCACAAACAUCGCUGCGGGUCGGGCCAUCGGCGUUGUCAUCUCCACCGGUGUUUCCACUGAAAUCGGAAAGAUCCGUAACCAGAUGGCGGCAACUGAGCAGGAGAAAACCCCGCUGCAGCAGAAGCUGGAUGAGUUCGGCCAACAGCUCUCGAAGGUCAUCUCCCUCGUCUGCAUCGCCGUCUGGGUCAUUAACAUCGGCCAUUUCGCCGACCCGGUCCACGGCGGCUCGUGGAUCCGAGGUGCCAUCUACUACUUUAAGAUUGCCGUGGCCUUGGCAGUGGCUGCUAUCCCGGAGGGUCUUCCAGCUGUCAUCACCACCUGCCUGGCGCUGGGCACCCGUCGCAUGGCCAAGAAAAACGCCAUUGUUCGUUCGCUGCCCUCGGUGGAGACGCUGGGAUGCACCUCCGUUAUCUGCUCAGACAAGACAGGGACCCUGACGACCAACCAGAUGUCUGUCUGCAGGAUGUUUGUGGUUAAUAAGGCUGAUGACACCAGCUGCUCCCUGCAUGAGUUCACAAUCACUGGCUCAACCUAUGCUCCGGAGGGACAAGUGCUGAAGGCUGACAAGCCGGUGCAGUGCGGAGAUUAUGAUGGUCUUGUGGAACUGGCUACUAUCUGCUCCCUGUGCAACGACUCUUCUCUGGACUAUAAUGAGGCUAAAGGAGUGUACGAGAAAGUGGGCGAGGCCACUGAAACUGCGCUCACAACGCUGGUGGAGAAGAUGAACGUGUUUAAAACGGACCUCUCUGGACUCAGCAAAGUGGACCGAGCUUCAGCGUGCAACUUGAUUAUCAGAAAACUAAUGCAGAAAAAAUUCACACUGGAGUUUUCCAGAGACAGGAAGUCCAUGUCUGUAUACUGCACUCCCAAUGGCUCACACUCUCAGAGCAAGAUGUUUGUCAAGGGUGCUCCAGAGAGCGUGAUUGACCGCUGUCAGUUUGUGCGUGUUGGUAAAGACCGUGUCCCGUUGACUAUGGCAGUGAAGGAGGAGCUGAUGAGCACUAUUAGAGACUGGGGUUCAGGCAGGGACACACUGCGCUGCUUGGCUUUGGCCACACGAGACGCUCCCCCUUCUGAUGACAAAAUGGACCUGGAGAACUCUGUCAAGUUCGCGGAGUAUGAGUCAAAUCUCACCUUCGUUGGCUGUGUGGGGAUGUUGGAUCCACCCAGAAAGGAGGUGAUUGGCUCAGUGAAGCUGUGCAGCAAGGCUGGUAUACGUGUCAUCAUGAUCACCGGGGACAACAAGGGCACCGCCGUGGCCAUCUGCAGACGCAUCGGCAUUUUCAAGGAGGAUGAAGACGUGGAAGGAAGGGCCUACACGGGUAGAGAGUUUGAUGACCUAACUCCAGAGGCCCAGCGAGAGGCUGUGAAAAGGGCACGAUGCUUCGCCCGUGUCGAGCCUGCACACAAGUCAAAGAUUGUUGCUUAUCUACAGUCCUUUGAUGAGAUCACAGCGAUGACUGGAGAUGGCGUGAAUGAUGCCCCUGCCUUAAAAAAGGCUGAAAUUGGCAUCGCGAUGGGCUCAGGCACAGCUGUAGCCAAGUCAGCCUCCGAAAUGGUGCUCUCUGAUGAUAACUUCUCCACCAUCGUGGCUGCAGUGGAGGAGGGACGAGCCAUCUACAACAACAUGAAGCAGUUUAUCCGUUACCUCAUCUCCUCCAACGUGGGAGAGGUGGUGUGUAUUUUCCUGACAGCCAUCCUUGGCCUGCCUGAGGCUUUGAUCCCUGUCCAGCUGUUGUGGGUGAACCUGGUGACGGAUGGUCUGCCGGCCACUGCCCUGGGCUUCAACCCCCCUGACCUGGACAUCAUGGACAAGCCCCCCCGAAACCCUAAGGAGCCUCUUAUUUCCGGCUGGCUUUUCUUCAGAUACCUGGCCAUCGGAGGAUAUGUGGGUCUAGGCACUGUCAGUGCUGCUACCUGGUGGUAUUUGUUUGAUGAGGAGGGGCCACAGGUGUCCUUUUAUCAGCUGCGACAUUUCAUGCAGUGUACAGAAGAAAACCCCAUGUUUGAGGGCAUUAACUGUGAGGUCUUUGAGUCACGUUACCCCACCACCAUGGCUCUCUCUGUGCUUGUUACCAUAGAGAUGUUCAACGCUCUUAACAGCCUGUCAGAGAAUCAGUCUCUGCUGAGGAUGCCACCCUGGGUGAAUAUAUGGCUGCUGGGAGCAAUAAUCCUGUCCUUGUCUCUACACUUCCUCAUCCUGUAUGUGGAGCCUCUACCGCUGAUCUUCCAGGUAACUCCGCUGCAUUAUUCCCAAUGGAUUGUAGUCCUCAAGAUCUCAAUUCCUGUCAUCCUAUUGGAUGAGGCACUCAAGUAUAUCUCCCGCCACCACUUAGAAGUUUAACUUUCUCCUCUCAUCUUUUAAAAGGUGAAGAGGAGGAAAGGUACAGGAAGAGUCGGCAGCUGAAAUUCUAGGACAACUUCCUCCAGACACACAUGAUAACACACACACACACCCACCCCUGCCUUUUUCCUCCGUUCUUUUAAGACUGCACCCCAUGCGCACACGUUCACACACGCGUCAUCAGACUCCUCGUCAUCAAUUCUCCCGUGUUUCAGCUGCAUGUUCAGCCACCACUAAAACAAGCAGGGCUUGUAGUUUGUUACAGUGUGUGUGUAUGUGUGUCUGUGUGUGAGAGAGUGAGACAUCGGGUCUGUGCGUGCGUGUGUGUGUGUGUGUGCGCUAGCAUGUGCAUGGGCCUAAUUCAAUCAUGUCAAGCAGUUGUGUGACCAUUUGUUUUCUUUUAUCUUGCUUUUAGCUUUCAACACACUUGCUGUACAUAUUAGAGCAGUUACCGGUGCGCUUGAGGGAGAUGAAGAGGGUUUGAGGUUAAUCAUUUGGGUAUUACAGGUUAAAUUCACUGGGGGGGGGCGGCGAUGAAUCGUAAUUUGUCCAUAGAAAAAGAAAUCACUAUAAACAAUGAAAAGAGAGGAUGGAGAUGGCACCAUAGGGGUCUUUUAAAGUGUGAAUGUUUGUUUGGACCGAAUGGCCAGUUUCUUUAAGUGGUCAACUCCAGUUUCUUUCUCCUUCCUCUCUUCUUUACAGACGGGGUUGCCACCUUCAGUGCUUCUCUUAGCUAAACGUUUCAUUUAGAUAACUUUACACAAGGCUAAACCUGGCAGCAGAUUUCUAUAUUACACUUGAAUAAUAAUAAAAAAAAAAUCUGCAUUUGUUUUAGAUUAAGUCUAAAAUGGGUGUCACUUAAACCUGAGAAUUUUGAAACGCACUCAGUUUAGGAUUCAAGUUGAUGUGUAAAAAUAGGCCCAGGAAUGAAUUUUAGCUGUACAACAUUUCAAAACUGUCCAAAUUUUUUUUUUUUUUUUUUUUUUUUUUUUUACAUAUGAUUAUAAACACAAAGUGAGCAAGUGAAUUGAUGAAUCCCAGAGUUCUCCUCUUCUUCACCUCCUUUAUUCUCUAGAGUGAACUCCAGUUGAACACUAGUAACUACAGGUAUGUUCUGCAAGUAAAUUGAUCCAAACAUAGAGCAGCCUGUCACAUGCUGUAAGUAUUAAUAUCAAUGGCAGGUUUUGAAUAUGAUGAAAGGAAAGAGGAGGAAAGAAAGGGAUUUGUUCAUUGACGUGAAGGGCAGUUGAGGUCCGCAGCAUUGCUUAACAUUAUCUGACACACAGACUGAAACAAACACAUUUCCCCCUCAGUACGGAGUGAAGGGGUCUCACUUGAAUGUACUUUCACUCGCUUCUUCCCUGUACCGUUUUAUCCUAGUAAAUGUAAUCACAGCUGUUUAACAUCUGCAGUCCUAAACUGCACCUCUUUCAUCUUUUAAUACUGUAUGCUGCCAAAUGGCUUUUUUCCUUUGCUCUUGUUUUAUUUCCUCCAUAUUCUACAUUUUGUUUGAGUUGAAAUCGUCAUCAUCAUGAACACACAAACAUCCUUAACGCAGUGGGUCUUGCCGUACAUCAUGUCUACAGAGGGAGGACUCUCUACCGCUAGUGCUUUUCUUGCAAUCUUGAUGAACUUGGCUGCUUUUUUGUUCUUUUUGUUUUGUUUUUUGUUUUGUUUUGUUUUUAAUAAAGUAAUAAUAAUGUAUUUGACUGAAAGAACCCAGGUGGUUUAGUUUGUCAAUUUUGCUGUUAAGGGUAUGAUAUGCCUUCAUCGAUCUGUUGGGAAAUGCUGGUGUGCUGUUUUCAGACAAAUUGGCAAACCAACUACGCCUGUGCCUGGUGUCAUUAUGCUUACCGUGGUAAAACUGCAGUGUGAAGAGUCUGUGUCCGCUUGUUAGCUCUGGUGGUGUGAGCAUCCUUUUGUCACAGUCUAGAAUCAUCUGUUUUGCCUGUAACAAAUGUGAGUGAUGUAAAUGCUAUUUAAAACAGACAAGCUCUGUGUCCCAUGUGCUCUCACACCUUUAUCUAUUCCAAUGGCAAUGUAUUACCAUAUAACUUUAGGGUCAGCGUAUUGACACGAGGCAGUAAGGCCGCUUUAUCACACUAGCAUAUGCGCCAAUAGAAAGUGUGGGCUUGUACAGCCUUGCUAAUAACUACUGAACUCUUGAACUCUGUACAGAAAAAAAAAAAAAAAAUGAAAUACCUGAUUGCAUGGAACAUUGUUACUGUAAUUAAUAACCUAUACAGUAUAUUUAAUUUUUUUAAUAAUGACUUAAAUGAAACAUCACCACCCGGAGGAAAACAGUCCAAAACUUUUUUUUUUUUUCUUCUCUGCGUUCAAGUUACUGAGGAUGGAUAAUAUUUUGUAGAAUAGUGGAGGUUGAUUAUUCAUUGUUACAGUUUGUUUUUAAAGGUUGCAGGGGUUUUUCUGUCUCUUUUCAGUUUAGCUUAGGAGUUGUAAAAUAAAAAUAAGAAUUGUGCUAAUGAUCAUUUUUGCAACUAUAAUUGGGUUUGAAUGUCUGAGGAUUUUUCUUUUUCUUUUGUUUGUCUGUUUUGUUUGUUUGGUUGUUCUGGUAAAGGAACAUCGUGUGGUUUACGCAGAGUGACGUCCAGUAGUCAAUACUGGCUUAUGAAGACGUUGUCUUGAAGGGCUUGGUGUGGGUACAUGUGCCUCCAGAGGUAUGAAAUGUCUGUGUGUUAUGCAGAAAGUUGGACGUCCACUUUGUAAAUCUAUUUCCAUUCAUUUACAAACUCCUUUUGUUGGUGCUUCUGCUACAUACCGUUUUCAUCAAACAAUACUGAAUGUUUUCAUUCUGAAACGUACUUGACUGUUCGUUAUAAACACUUUCGAAAGGUUGACAAUCAGGAAAGCAAACAAAAGAUUUUAGUGACGUUUCCUUCCAUUCGCUCUCGAGUUCAGUGUGGUCCUGAGAUGAUCCGUUCGUACUGGACAGCUGUCUUUCUGCCUGCGCACAAACCGGCUGGAGCUUUGCACCCACUACUGAGAAAGAAUUCUCUGUAAACGCCUUGGUAAUAUUAAUUGUGGAUACAUAAUUUUAUAUAUGACAUGUCAAAUAAAGAUUAUUUAUCUUAUAAUUUA
Molecule: messenger RNA, 6517 nt
Organism: Megalobrama amblycephala (Wuchang bream)
Lineage: Eukaryota; Metazoa; Chordata; Actinopteri; Cypriniformes; Xenocyprididae
Gene: atp2a3
Product: ATPase sarcoplasmic/endoplasmic reticulum Ca2+ transporting 3
Exons: 22
Coding region: 443-3418 (991 amino acids)
Biological process (GO): calcium ion transmembrane transport; intracellular calcium ion homeostasis
Cellular component (GO): membrane
Molecular function (GO): ATP hydrolysis activity; ATP binding; P-type calcium transporter activity
Source: RefSeq, a predicted model, not a curated record